AGAAUAAGGACAUAGACUUUACACACUCAUGCACACACCGCGAGCACAGACUGCUGCAAGAUCACGACAGCAUUUGGAUUAUAACUAUGACUCUGGAAGAGGUUCACAGACAAGACAACACGACGGAAAACAGUGACAGGGUGCAAAGUGCAGGCGAAGCGCUGGAAGAGCUGCUGGUCGCCGCCAAGAAGCAGGACUACCUGACAGUUGGAGUCUACGAGUCCGCCAAAGUCAUGAAUGUUGACCCAGACAGCGUUGCAUUCUGCGUCCUGGCCACGGAUGAGGAGUACGAGUGUGACAUCGCGCUCCAGAUCCACUUUACCCUCAUCCAGGCGUUCUGCUUCGAGAACGACAUCAACGUUGUGCGCGUCAGCGACAUGCAGCGCCUGGCAGACCUCGUGCGCGCAGACGAAACCGGCGAGCCCAAGGACCCGCACUGCAUUCUUGUCACGAGUCCCAGUGCAAACCCAUGGAAGGAUCCUGCUCUGGACAAGCUGUCUCUGUUCUGCGAGGAGAGCCGCAGCGUGUACGACUGGGUGCCCAGCAUCACUCUCCCAAAGCGCUGAACCUACAACCCACACAACCUGCUGAUGAUGGUGAAAAGAAAGUCAAGGAGCUGAUCUUCAGCCAGAAGGGGUUUUGAGCCCUUCUGCCUCACUUUUUGAGGGAUUUGAGAGGCUGCGGUUGUAAAUCCUCCCCUGCAACAGUGUAACCCUUCCACUUCUGUUUGGGUCAGCACUUUGGUUCUGGAUUACCCGGUGGAAGAGGUUAAAGUUUGGAGGUCAGCUGUGGACCAGGUGCACAUCAAGUGUACAGAGAGUCUGAUAGACACUGUGAAGGAGUUGGACUGAGCAAGAAAUGAGGACAUGCAGUGACCCAGGGACAGCCUUCAAUAACAGGCACUGGAGAAAGACAUGGAAGACUACAGAAGUUAAAGGACUAAUGAAAGUAUGGUGCUAAAUCUAUAAUCAAUAGAGAAGCAAGAUGCUGGUCCUGAAGAAUGCUGUCAGAAAUGGACUUGAUGGGCUUGGACUUGAUGGACUUGGACAGCUGUCAGGUUGUUCUUGGAGGAAGCGAUGACAUUGCUUGCGAAUUCUGGUGUCAGCUGUCUGUAUGUGACACUUUUACAUGGACUAUUGUUGUUUCUUUCACACAUGCAGACAAAACAAUGCAAUAUGAAUUUGAAUUGUACUAGUUUUAUUUUUUUUUUAUUUUUGGAAAAUAAACUUGCAGUUAAAUGCA
Molecule: messenger RNA, 1242 nt
Organism: Cynoglossus semilaevis (tongue sole)
Lineage: Eukaryota; Metazoa; Chordata; Actinopteri; Pleuronectiformes; Cynoglossidae
Product: growth arrest and DNA damage-inducible protein GADD45 gamma-like
Exons: 4
Coding region: 87-566 (159 amino acids)
Biological process (GO): regulation of cell cycle
Cellular component (GO): cytoplasm; nucleus
Source: RefSeq, marked predicted